Messenger RNA from Parascedosporium putredinis, 186 nucleotides. NCBI's taxonomy places the organism in Eukaryota, Fungi, Ascomycota, Sordariomycetes, Microascales, Microascaceae. The record is from the annotation of a GenBank genome assembly.
AUGGCAUCGUGGUACUCGAAGCUGCUCACCACCACGACAUCACAAAUCUCGAACCUCCAGAGCAGGUUGCUUCAGAGUGAAAACGACGGCGAUACCGAGGAUGACACCCACGGCAAGGGCGGGGGCGGGGCCAGCCACCGCAACAGCAACAGCAACAGCAACAAGGUGGACAAGGCCAAUCUCUGA